AUGAAGAAAUUGGAGGACACGUUCGAGGAAGGAAAGAAAGAAAACAAGCUGAAGAUCGAACAACUGAACAAUAUCAAUGAUAAAUUAGAAAAUCGUAUCAAGGAGUUAGAGAAGAUAUUGAAUACAACACAGGCUCGAGAGAAACAGGACAUCGAUGGAUUUGAAAAACUUGAAACAGGAAAGCAAUAUCCUACUUCUAACAUGUCCAUGCAAACUGAAGGUUAUCAACAAACAAAAAGGGACGAAAACCAAGCCAAGCAACCUGAAGCUGAUGAUCACCUUAUCCGGUUAAGUAAACUGCCAGGAGAUAAGCUUACAGAUAACAAUACAGCUAUAACCGACCUUAGUGAUGGUAACAGACCUACUAAGCUCGGAGUGUUAUAUAGUGAACUCUAUGACAAUGAAUGGACAGACGCGUAUGAUGCAUUGUUAAAGGCUGGAUACACCGAUGAUGAGACAAUUACGAUCCUUAAUCUCACAUUAAAACACGUGAUGACGUAUUGUGAAGCUAACGCAGACAAACUUGUCAUAGGAUUACUUGAUACCAUUAACAACUUGUUUGAAGAAAACGACAGUUUUUUCCUGAAGAUACAUUCUUUCGGAGCAUGUCAACCAUAUAACGUGUGUGAAAUAUGGUCGCCUAAAGUCAGUAAUGAAAAAAGAUCAGAGAUUAAAAACCCUAAACAGGUAACUACAGAAGAAAAUGCAACAGUUGAUAUAAGAGAUACAGUCAGAAGGUUCACAAAGGAGAUAUCAGUCGAAAUUGUUCCACUCGUAAAGAUGGGGUAUUUGAAAGCGACCAACUGGAAUGAUAAUUGUAUAGAAGAUCUUAAACCUUUCAUUUUAAAAUGUGUUUACCUCUGUUGGAAGAUGACUGUUCAAUCCCCAAGAAUGGUUCUGCACGAACUUCCAACUGAAAGAUCAGAUGUGCCGUUUGAUAAAUGCUAUAUAAAGAAUAUAUUACAUCCGGGCCAGUAGUAAAAUACGUCGUUUUGCCAGCGCUUCUUUUACAGGAAGGUGGUCCUCUUGUCUGUAAGGGCGCAGCUGAAGGGAUGCAACCUCUAUCAAGAGAAUGUUAUGCAUAACAUUCGUACAUACAAGAACAUUUCAUUUCCAGGUAUAAGGAUAUGUUUUAGGUGCUAGGGUCGUGAGUGAUGUUGUACGUUUUCAUUAUCCCUCAUGUUUAGACUCAAUCGAACCGAGUUUGCAAUUUUCAUGUAAUUUCGUUAUGAUUGAUGAUUAUUUAAUAAUUAAUAAUAAUAUUUAUGAUAAUAUUUGGCAAAUAUUAUGAAGCAUUCGUUUGACAAAUUGUAUAAUGUGAAUAUGCAAUUAUUAUUUUAAUAAAUUAUAGAUAUCCUGUCAAGUACACAUUGUUCAUUGGAUAUUUUUUUCCAUAAGAAACAAUAAAGUACGAUGUUUGCAAUUUCACGCAUUGUGUGUAGUUGUUUACUUGUUUACACCCACUAGACCACCAUUAGCAGGAAAACGUGACUGUUUACGUAGUAAUGAGAUCUGUAAAAUGACUUAAAAAUCCUCUUACAAAGAAAACAAAUUUAAUGUG
This is a messenger RNA of Ruditapes philippinarum (Manila clam), 1561 nucleotides long. RefSeq lists its product as uncharacterized. The record is from RefSeq and is a predicted model, not a curated record. The transcript is spliced from 7 exons. Lineage: Eukaryota; Metazoa; Mollusca; Bivalvia; Venerida; Veneridae. The coding region runs from base 1 to 978 and encodes 325 amino acids.